GGCCGAGCGGGGAUGGCCCAGUGGCUGACGGCUGAGGCGGCCGGGCUGAGGCGGCCGGGUCGGAGGGGGUCUUUAGCUGACCGCUGGGGCUCAGCGCCGGGGCCCGACCUGAUCGCGGGGCAUGGAGGGCCGCAGCUUCAGAGACACUUGGUGAUUGCCGCCGUCAGUCGAUUGUGACCAGACCACCCCGCCAUGUCUGAGCAAAUGCAAGCAGCCAUGCCAGGAGACUGCGGCUCCCUCCUCCUCUACGAUCGCCACUGCCCAGCACCGCUGCCCCCUGGGCUGGACGGAGUAGGCCUGGGCGGGUCGGCACCCCACGGCUUUACCCACGACCGGCUGGACGGCCUGCGGCCUCAUUCCGGAUCCCCCAAGAUGGUCACCGUCACCGGCGACAACGGUUGGAUGUCCUCAGGCCUACCUGGGGCGGCGGGUGCCAAGUCAGAGGGGGCAGCUGGGGGCCGCAGCCUGGACAGUUUCAUCUACGGACCGCAUGGCGAGAACCUUACUCCGGGCAGGCUGGACUCCUUCGACCAGGCCUUCGCUCACCGUCGCUCAAGGGGGCAGGGCCCAGGAUUUUCCGGCUGCACCCAAACCCCCACUCUGAGGCAAAUGCUAGCGGGAGUCACGACCUCACCCUGCUACCUCCAGGCUAGGCUCCCCCUGGGCCCUCAUUGUCGUCCGCAGGAGGCCGCGGGCCUCCACUGCGCCAUAGCGCAGGCCCGGAGCCUGCCAGGAUUCGGGCAGCGACUGGCCCAGCCCCAGGACGAAGCAGAUGGGAGAGGCAGCCCAUAUCGGCUCCCCCACGUGCACCAGGCCCACCGCCUCCUGCAAGGGACGGCAGCCCAGCCCGGGCGAGGGCAGGAAAUGAGGAGGGAGGAUCUCACACUGGGAGCCGGACAGGCCCAGUCCUAUAUCUGUGGACCACGGUCGCAGUUCUGCAUGACAGAGACGCCGCGGGAGACAGUGCCAACACCAGUCUACCAGCAAAACAGCCACGGCUCCCCAGUCGCCGUCUCUAGCGCCUCCCCACACUACCCGGGUCCCUGCCAGAGGUCGGAGUCAGAGAAUGCCUGUGUCCAGCUGUUGGACCCCUCCACCAGCAAAUACCUGAACCCCCCGCUCCGCCCCACCGAACUCUACUGGGAACAGGUACACCAGGCGCCUCUGUCCUGCGACAGGGUCACCGGCCAAAGGAGAGGGCCGGAGGAGAAGGAGGAGGCGCCCUACCCCUUCAACCGCGGGAACUGCAAGGACCAAUUCAGGAACGUCGGGAACUUCCAGGGCCACGCCGUUCCCGGGGGAAGCCUGGGAACGUCCCACAUUGUGACGCAGACUGACGUGGAGAAGAUCCCGAGAGACAGCGGCCACUUCUCCCCCCACCUGCCCGGCGGUGCCCUGGCGCCAAAGGCACUGGAAGGGAACAACUGCGGGCGAGACGGCAGCCUCCUGGAGGAGACCUCGGGCGACUUCCUGUCCGGGCAGGAGCUGACCCUCCUCGACAGCAUGGUGGACUACUCGACCCCAGAGAGCGCCGAGGACCUGGGAGCCAAGUACCCGCCGGUGACCCUGUACCGGAGCCUCCUCCGCCCCGGGGACUUCCCCGGGCAGUCGCCGGAGCACCUCCAUUUCACGCCGCGGCCCAUGCUGGACCCCACGCGGAGAGGGACGGGACUCUACUCCAGCCUCGACCCGGCCAUGCCCGCCAUGCCUCCCUACCCCUGCGGCGAGCUGAGUAAGUGUCUGCGUUCGAUCUUCACGACGCCAACGUAA
Molecule: messenger RNA, 1770 nt
Organism: Hypanus sabinus (Atlantic stingray)
Lineage: Eukaryota; Metazoa; Chordata; Chondrichthyes; Myliobatiformes; Dasyatidae
Exons: 7
Coding region: 193-1770 (525 amino acids)
Source: RefSeq, a predicted model, not a curated record